AUGACCAAAGAGGAUGAGAUCCCGGAUUGGGUGGGAGCUCAGGAGUUCUAUGGCAAAUAUGACCCCAAGGAGAUCCUGGGAAGGUAUGGUAUCAUUUGUAUGUCAUAUGGGAUUGUUUACAUGAACCUCGCAUGAGGUAAAAAGAACAUGAACCCAUUUUCUAUUCAUUCACUGCAUAGAAAUAGCCUGGCCCCAGAUCUGUUUGUGCUGUAUACCCAUAACAAACUUGCAUGUCAAAUCAUAAAUGUUUGGCAAUGCAUCACAAUGACCAUAUGAGUUGGCUAUACAGCCCAAAAUGAUCUGGGACCAGACUAGAAAAUAAAUAAUAAUAAACAGAAACUCUAAACACACACCAACCUCCCCUCAGUCUAGACUGGUUAUGGAAGGGAGUUGGGGUUCUGUGAACUCACUAUUAAACCCUGUCAUCAGGGACAUCCUUUGUGUUGUGUCACUGUGUGCUGUUUGUUAGUCAAGUGAGGUAUGCCAUUACGUAACUAAACUAUGCAUUGUUGAGCCGGGAGGCGUUCAUUUGAGGACAAAGGUUUUGGCACUGAACACUACUAGUGAUUGGUCAGCUCGUAGAGUCAUUAUGUCAUCCCACUCGGAUUCACACAGGGGGUCACUUAUGUGAUAAAGAAAUGGCGUUAUUUUCAAAUUAAAUUGUAUUGUCACAUGCGCCGAAUACAACAGGUGUAGACCUUACUGUGAAAUGCUUCCUUACAAGCCCUUAACCAACAAUGCAGUUCAAUAAAUAUUUACUAAAUAAACUAAAGUAAAAAAUAAAAUAAAAUAAAAAGUAACACAAUAAAAUAACAAUACCGAGGCUACAGUCAGGUCCAUAAAUAUUUGGACAUUGACCAAGUUAUUAUUAAUUUAGCUGUCUACCACAGCAUUAUGGAGUUGAAAUUAAAUAAUGAAUAUGAGCUGAAAGUGCAGACUUUCAGCUUUCAUUUGAGAGUAUUUACAUCCAAAUCAGGUGAACGGUGUAGGAAUUACAGCACUUUUUAUAUGUGCCCCCCCCUUUUUAAGGGACCAAAAGUAAUUGGACAAUUGGCUGCUCAGCUGUUCCAUGGCCAGGUGUGUGUUAUUCCCUCAUUAGUUAAUUUACAAGUAAGCAGAUAAAAGGUCUAGAGUUGAUUUCAAGUGUGGCAUUUGCAUUUGGAAUCUGUUGCUGUUAACCCUCAAUAUGAAGUCCAAAGAGCUGUCACUGCCAGUGAAGCAAGCCAUCAUUACGCUGAAAAAUCAAAACAAACCCAUCAGAGAGAUAGCAAAAACAUUAGGUGUGGCCAAAUCAACUAUUUGGUACAUUCUUAAAAAGAAAGAACGCACUAGUGAGCUCAGGAACACCAAAAGGCCCGGAAGACCACGGAAAACAACUGUGGUGGUUGACAGAAUAAUUAUUUCCCUGGUGAAGAAAAACCCCUUCACAACAGUUGGCCAGAUCAAGAACACCCCCCAGGAGGUAGACGUAUCUGUGUCAAAGUCAACAAUCAAGAGAAGACUUCAGCAGAGUAAAUACAGAGGGUUACCACAAGAUGUAAACCAUUGGUAACCCGGAAAAACAGGCGACCAGAUUAGAGUUUGCCAAAAAACAUAUUUAAAAGCCUGUAUAGUUCUGGAACAACAUCCUAUGGACAGAUGAGACAAAGAUCAAUUUAUACCAGAACGAUGGGAAGAGAAGAGUAUGGAGAAGGGAAGGAACUGCUCAUGAUGCGAAGCAUACCACCUCAUCUGUGAAGCAUGGUGGAGGUAGUGUUAUGGCAUGGGCAUGUAUGGCUGCCAAUGGAACUGGUUCUCUUGUAUUUAUUGAUGAUGUGACUGCUGACAAAAGCAGCAGGAUGAAUUCUGAAGUGUUUAGGGCUAUAUUAUCUACUCAGAUUCAGCCAAAUGCUUCAAAACUCAUUGGAUAGCGCUUCACAGUGCAGAUGGACAAUGACCCGAAGCAUACUGCGAAAGCAACCCAAUACUUUUUUAAGGCAAAGAAGUGGAAUGUUCUGCAAUGGCCAAGUCAAUCACCUGACCUGAAUCCAAUUGAGCAUGCAUUCACUUGCUGAAGGCAAAACUGAAGGAAAAACACCCCAAGAACAAGCAGGAACUGAAGACAGCUGCAGUAAAGGCCUGGCAGAGCAUUACCAGGGAAGAAACCCAGCAUCUGGUGAUGUCUAUGGGUUCCAGACUUCAGGCCGUCAUUGACUGCAAAGGAUUUGCAACCAAGUAUUAAAACUCACAAUUUAAUGUAUGAUUAUGUUAGUUUGUCCAAUUACUUUUGAGCCCCUAAAAUUGGGGGGCUAUGUAUAAAAAUAGUUGUAAUUCCUACACGGUUCAUACAAUAAUUUUGACAAAACCCUUAAAUUAAAGAUGAAAGUCUACACUUAAAGCACACCUUGAUUGUUUCCUUUCAAAUCCAUUGUGGUGGCAUACAGAGCCAAAAUGAUGCAAAUUGUGUCACUGUCCAAAUACUUAUGGACCUGACUGUAUAUACAGUGGGUACCGGUACCGAGUCAAUGUGCGGGGGUACAGGUUAGUCGAGGUAAUUUGUACAUGUAGGUUAGGGGUAACGUGACUAUGCAUAGAUAAUAGACAGCGAGUAGCAGCAGUGUAAAAACAAAGGGUGGGGGGGGUCAAUGUAAAUAGUCCGGGUGGCCAUUUGACUAAUUGUUCAGCAGUCUUAUGGCUUGGGGGUAGAAGCUGUUAAGGAGCCUUUUGGACCUAGACUUGGCGCUCCGGUACCGCUUGCCGUGCAGUAGCAGAGAGAACAGUCUAUGACUUGCGUGACUGGAGUCUUUGACCAAUUUUUUGGGCCUUCCUCUGACACCGCCUGGUAUAUAGGUCCUGGAUGGCAGGAAGCUUGGCCCCAUUUACUGGGCUGUAUGCAUGACCCUCUGUAGCGCCUUAUGGUUGGAUGCCAAGCAGUUGCCAUACCAGGCUGUGAUGCAACCGGUCAGGAUGCUCUCGAUGGUGCAGCUGUAUAACUUUUUGAGGAUCUGGGAACCCAUGCCAAAUCUUUUCAGUCUCCUGGAUGGGGGGAAAAGGUGUUGUUGUGCCCUCUUCACGACUGUCUUGGUGUGUUUGGACCAUGAUAGUUUGUUGGUGAUGUGGACACCAAGGAACUUGAAACUCUCGACCUGCUCCACUGCAGCCCCGUCAAUGUGAAUGGGGGCGUGUUCGGCCCUCCUUUUCCUGUAGUCCACGAUCAUCUCCUUUGUCUUGCUCACGUUGAGGGAGAGGUUGUUGUCCUGGCACCACACUGCCAGAUCUCUGACCUCCUCCCUAUAGGCUGUCUCAUCAUUGUCUGUGAUCAGGCCUACCGUCGUUGUGUCGUCAGCAAACUUAAUGAUGGUGUUGGAGUCGUGCUUGGCCACGCAGUCGUGGGUGAACAGGGAGUACAGGAGGGGACUAAGCACGCACCCCUGAGGGCCCCCGUGUUGAGGAUCAGCGUGGCAGAUGUGUUGUUACCUACCCUUACCACCUGUGGGUGGCCCAUCAGGAAGUCCAGGAUCCAGUUGCAAAGGGAGGUGUUUAGUCCCAGGGUCCUUAGCUUAGUGAUGAGCUUUGUGGGCACUAUGGUGUUGAACACUGAGCUGUAGUCAAUGAACAGCAUUCUCAUAUACAGUGGGGAAAAAAAGUAUUUAGUCAGCCACCAAUUGUGCAAGUUCUCCCACUUAAAAAGAUGAGAGAGGCCUGUAAUUUUCAUCAUAGGUACACGUCAACUAUGACAGACAAAUUGAGAAAAAAAAUUCCAGAAAAUCCCAUUGUAGGAUUUUUAAUGAAUUUAUUUGCAAAUUAUGGUGGAAAAUAAGUAUUUGGUCACCUACAAACAAGCAAGAUUUCUGGCUCUCACAGACCUGUAACUUCUUCUUUAAGAGGCUCCUCUGUCCUCCACUCGUUACCUGUAUUAAUGGCACCUGUUUGAACUUGUUAUCAGUAUAAAAGACACCUGUCCACAACCUCAAACAGUCACACUCCAAACUUCACAAUGGCCAAGACCAAAGAGCUGUCAAAGGACACCAAAAACAAAAUUGUAGACCUGCACCAGGCUGGGAAGACUGAAUCUGCAAUAGGUAAGCAGCUUGGUUUGAAGAAAUCAACUGUGAAAGCAAUUAUUAGGAAAUGGAAGACAUACAAGACCACUGAUAAUCUCCCUCGAUCUGGGGCUCCACGCAAGAUCUCACCCCGUGGGGUCAAAAUGAUCACAAGAACGGUGAGCAAAAAUCCCAGAACCACACGGGGGGACCUAGUGAAUGACCUGCUGAGAGCUGGGACCAAAGUAACAAAGCCAACCAUCAGUAACACACUACGCCGCCAGGGACUCAAAUCCUGCAGUGCAAGACGUGUCCCCCUGCUUAAGCCAGUACAUGUCCAGGCCCGUCUGAAGUGCAUUUGGAUGAUCCAGAAGAGGAUUGGGAGAAUGUCAUAUGGUCAGAUGAAACCAAAAUAUCACUUUUUGGUAAAAACUCAACUCGUCAUGUUUGGAGGACAAAGAAUGCUGAGUUGCAUCCAAAGAACACCAUACCUACUGUGAAGCAUGGGGUUGGAAACAUCAUGCUUUGGGGCUGUUUUUCUGCAAAGGGACCAGGACGACUGAUCCGUGUAAAGGAAAGAAUGAAUGGGGCCAUGUAUCGUGAGAUUUUGAGUGAAACCCUCCUUCCAUCAGCAAGGGCAUUGAAGAUGAAACGUGGCUGGGUCUUUCAGCAUGACAAUGAUCCCAAACACACCGCCCGGGCAACGAAGGAGUGGCUUCGUAAGAAGCAUUUCAAGGUCCUGGAGUGGCCUAGCCAGUCUCCAGAUCUCAACCCCAUAGAAAAUCUUUGGAGGGAGUUGAAAGUCUGUGUUGCCCAGCGACAGCCCCAAAACAUCACUGCUCUAGAGGAGAUCUGCAUGGAGGAAUGGGCCAAAAUACCAGCAACAGUGUGUGAAAACCUUGUGAAGACUUACAGAAAACGUUUGACCUGUGUCAUUGCCAACAAAGGGUAUAUAACAAAGUAUUGAGAAACUUUUGUUAUUGACCAAAUACUUAUUUUCCACCAUCAUAUGCCAAUAAAUUCAUUUAAAAUCCUACAAUGUGAUUUUCUGGAUUUUUUUUCUCAUUUUGUCUGUCAUAGUUGACGUGUACCUAUGAUGAAAAUUACAGGCCUCUCUCAUCUUUUUAAGUGGGAGAACUUGCACAAUUGGUGGCUGACUAAAUACUUUUUUCCCCCACUGUAGGUGUUCCUUUUGUCCAGGUGGGAAAGGGCAGUAUGGAGUGCUAUUGAGAUUGCGUCAUCUGUGGACCUGUUGGGGCGGUAUGCGAAUUGGAGUGGGUGUAGGGUUUCCCGGAUGGUGGUGUUGAUGUGAGCCAUGACCAGCCUUUCAAAGCACUUCAUGGCUACCGACGUGAGUGCUACAGGGCGGCAGUCAUUUAGGCAGGUUACCUUCAGUUUCUUGGACACAGGGACUAUGGUGUUCUGCUUGAAAGAUGUAGGUAUUACAGACUCGGUCAGGGAGAGGUUGAAAAUGUCAGUGAAGACACUUGCCAGUUGGUCCGCGCAUGCUCUGAGUACACGUCCUGGUAAUCCGUCUGGCCCCGCGGCCUUGUGAAUGUUGACCUGUUUAAAGGUCUUGCUCACAUCGGCUACGGAGAGCGUGAUCACACAGUUGUCUGGAACAGCUGGUGCUCUCAUGCAUGCUUCAGUGUUGCUUGCCACGAAGCGAGCAUAAAAGGCAUUUAGCUCGUCUGGUAGGCUCGCGUCACUGGGCAGCUCACAGCUGGGUUUCCCUUUGUAGUCCGUAAAAGCCCUGCCACAUCCGACGAGCGUCAGAGCCGGUUGUAGUAGGAUUCAAUCUUAGUCCUGUAUUGACGCUUUGCCUGUUAUUUUUUUUAGCCAUUGUUUCUCACGAGUCUCACAUAACUUUAAGCAAGAUAGAACAGAUCAAAGAGGAGACAAUUCAUCGUAGUCAUGUACUUGCUUUUGUGGUCUAAUGCAGCGUUAUGUCAUUAUAUGGGUAGGGGAGGGGAUAGGGGAGGGAAUGGCCGGCAGGGAUGUAGCUCAGUUGGUAGAGCAUGGCGUUUGCAACGCCAGGGUUGUGGGUUCGUUUCCCACAGGGGGGCCAGUAUGAAAAAUAAAUAAAUCAUGUAUGCACUCACUAACUGUAAGUCGCUCUGGAUAAGAGCGUCUGCUAAAUGACUAAAAUGAAAAUGUAAAUAUGGAGUAUAGGCCUACUUGCAAGUGCAGAGGGUUCUCAAAAAGAAAAUGGUAAGGAUGAACAUGUUUUUGAGGUUGCCUUAAUAUAUAAAGCUGUGCUUCAGAUAUUUCAAAUAUUUUAUCUGAUAGGGAUAGACAAUCAGUCUCAGCCUUUUGAGAUUUUAGCUCUAGGAUAUGUUCUGCAUUAGAUACACAUUGUGUCCUGUAUUGGUUUAUUUAGGCUUGGUAUUACAUCCUAUAUAAUCUCUCGUGGACAGAUGCACGUAACAUAUAUGGUAGUAAAAUAAACGGUAGUAGCAUCUGUCGACAGACUGUGGGAUGCGAUGACCAACAAGGAACUUUGUUCGGGUACGCAGAUUUUUCUGUCACUUAUCAUUUGGACAAAUCAGGAUUUCGCAUCUUUCGAAUUUCGGAAGUGGAUGGAACAUUUUGCCCAUAGACUUGCCCGAAACAUGCUGAGUUUCCAUUUAGAGAAAUUGGAGACUUCGCUAGUCUCGUUAGUACAUUUUCUAAUUAUAGUACAUCCUAUAGAGUGAUGAUCAGAGGGUUGUGGGUUCAAAUCCCUGGUGGGGCACAUUGCCAUUGUUUCUUUGUUAUGGAACAAAUCUAACAAGAUAAGUUCCACUUGAGUAUUCAGCUGUACAAAUAAAAACUUGAAAUGUGUGUGAUGUAAUUUACUACCUACCUAGAUAAGACGCUGUUUGUUGACGUUUGUUUUUCUGUCCUUGUGCCUCAGGGGGGUGAGUAGCGUUGUGCGACGUUGUAUUCAUAAACAAACCCAACAGGACUAUGCGGUCAAAAUCAUCGACGUCACUCCUUCUGACAAGAUCUCGGCUGCAGAGAUCGAGGAGAUCAAAGAUGCCACCGUGAAAGAGAUUGAUAUUCUCAAGAAAGUCUAUGGAAUGGACAACAUCAGUAAGCAAAAUAACACCAUAUUACGUACAUUAUUGACACUUUAAUGGAACUUAAGGUAUAUAACAACAAAACUACUUGAAAAAGCUUGAGGAAGAAACUCACACAUCCAUCUAGCCUAUUCCUGGAAUAGGCUUAAUCUAGGUUCAGAAAAUUAGCUCUAUAAAAACAUUAUUCACACAUCUUGUGGAGUACAUUGCCAUGAAUCUCUGGAAUUCUGAAGUUUAACAAUAACUUUGUUCAAAGGUUACUCGGUUAUGUCUAUGCAUCCUAGAGGGUUGGACAACUUUAGCAUUUGCUCUCCUCUACUGCUCCAUAACCAUAUUGACUGCACAUCACUUGUUUAGCUAGAAAAGGUCAAAUUGAUAAUAUAUAUUUUGUGUAACUCUAUGGCUGCGAUUACACAGGCAGCCCAAGUAUGAUAUUUUUUCCCCACAUUGGUUUUUCGACCAAUCACAUCAGAUCUUUUCACAUCAUAUCUUUUUCAGAGCUGAUCUGAUUUGUCAAAAGACCAUUUAGUGAAAAAAUAUCAGAAUUGGGCUACCUGUUCUUCUGUUUGUAGACAUGCCUCAUAACAGGUAUAUUAUCUCUCCACAGUCCAGCUGAAGGACUGCUAUGAGUCCAAAGCCUUCUUCUUCCUGGUGUUUGACCUGUAAGUAUCCAGACAGACUCUCCAGCAUACAAUCACGUAAUCUGUCAAUUUCCUAACAAGGAAUCUUAUAAAUCUUUAUUUAACAUUUAAAAAACACUUUCCAAUCAAGAUACGAGGAAGAGUGACAUUUUUUAUGCACUGAUGAUUUUGUCAGUGAUUAUACAGAAUACAUUUGACUCAACACUUUCUGGCCCUCAGGAUGUAUGCAUAACAAUAUAAUCUGUCUCUCUCCCAGGAUGAAGAGAGGAGAGCUGUUUGACUACCUCACAGAAAAAGUAACUCUGAGUGAGAAGGAGACCAGGUCAGAAACUCUACCUCACACACAUUCAUUCACUAUCUUAUUGUCGUACAUCUGGGUUUGAUCAAAUCCUCUCUCCUCAAAAAUGUAUAUCUGGACAAGACUGUUUGGGGUUGAGGGGUUCAUUUGAGGGACAUUGAGAGAUUUGCUGUGUGAGUGGUUUAGAAUUUGAGUGAUUUGGGGCUAGUUGGUUUGGCCCCUAUGAGAAGAGUAUUGUAUGUUUAGGGAGUGUGAGAGAUUUAGAUCAGAAGGGACAACAUUUCCCUAUUUCCCUGUAGGAAGAUCAUGCGUGCCCUGCUGGAGGUGGUUAAGUUUCUCCACGACCAGAACAUCAUCCACAGAGACCUGAAGCCUGAGAAUAUCCUGCUGGACGACAACAUGGACAUCAAGCUCACUGACUUCGGCUUCUCCCUGCAGAUUGAGCCCGGACAGACACUCAACGGUUAGUUAGUAGUUUCUAUCGACAGAUGUGGGGUCUACGACUGGCAAAGAAAAUCUAGUUAAUUACUGUACCACUCAAUCUCAUUCUGACUUAAUGAGCAGUGAAAUCAUUGUAGAAGAUCGACGGAAUCUCCCAUUUCCAAUAUGGCUGCCUCUGUUCCAAUGUCCAUACUGGCAUACCACGUAGAAUGAAGCAUUAAAGCGGAAGGUAAUGAGCGCUACAUACUGGCUGCUCAGUCAGUGGAAAGAAGCCUCAUGUUUUGAACGCUGUGGCACUAAGUUAGAACACUAGCUGUCAGUGCUACGCAGAGGAACCCUUUCUAUCUAGUCAACGCCCCUAAGUCCUCGUCCACAACCCACUCCCCUUCCGUCCUGUCCCUGUCGUUAGCUCAAGCAAAGGUUAAGAUGCAACAGGACACUUGCUGAGCUAUUUGCAGUUCCCAAAUCAAUAGGAGCAUGUGUUGACCUUUCAAAGGGCGACGCUGUGACUUCUCAGCAUGCACAGAAUUUCAGACUAGGAACUGCAGUCAGUUUUUUGUGGAAAAAUACAAUCCCACACUUAUACAUUUGUCAACAAAUACUAUAUAGGUUCAGGUUGAAUGAUAUACAUGCAAAGAACAUUCAAUUACUGUAUCAGCUUGAGAAUGAUGCUAAAUGUAUUGUAUUUUUACUGUAUGUAGUGUAUGUUUUCAUGUACAUUUAUUGUACUCAUAAUUAUGAGAAUAUUAAUUAUUACUAAUUCACCUAGCAAUGCCCCCUCUAUCUGUUUUCUACGCCAGAGGUGUGUGGGACCCCAGGCUAUCUGGCUCCUGAGAUCAUUGAGUGCUCCAUGGACCCCAACCACAGGGGAUACGGGACUGCAGUCGACAUGUGAGUACUCAGAUUACACACAACUACCCAUUCACCUUUCCAUCUACCCGCUGGAUACCAGAUCAUGGUUAAAUACUGUACAUAAAGCUUCUCUGUCCUCCCACUAUUGGAGGGAUGCGACACCAUUCUUCCAUGAGAAAUGCCAUCAUUUGGUGUUUUGUUGAUGGUGGUGGAAACGUGGUCUCAGGCUCUAUUGGUUUGCGAUCUGGUGACUGAGACGGCCAUGGCAUAUGGUUUACAUCGUUUUCAUGCAAAUCAAACCAUUCAGUGACCACUCGUGCCCUGUGGAUGGGGGUAUUGUAAUCCUUUGUAGGCAUAGCCAUGGUAGCCAAAAUAAUGGCCGGCCCAGCAUUUUUAUACAUGACCCCUAAGCAUGAUGGGAUGUUAGUUGCUUAAUUAAUUCAGAAACCACACCUGUGUGGAAGCACCUGCUUUCAAUAUACUUUGUAUCCCUCAUUUACUUGUGUUUCCAUUAUAUUGGCAGUUACCUGAAUAUUAUAUGGUCAAAUAAAGUCCUAGAAAAAGUGUCACUAUAAUCCUGAUGAUUUAUUGUGAUUCCAGAUGGAGUUCAGGGGUGAUCUUGUACACCCUGCUGGCUGGAUCCCCUCCUUUCUGGCACAGAAAACAGAUGAUGAUGCUUCGUAUGAUCCUAGCUGGGAACUACGACUUCUCCUCUCCUGAAUGGGACGACCGGUCCGACACUAUCAAAGACCUAGUGCGUUUGGAAUGAUACAAACACUAUAGCUUCAAAACAUGGUUAAAACUAUACUUCUGAUCUAAUGGAUAGUCAGCUGCAUCCUAACACAUUCAGUAUGUGUGCCACAUGGGAAUAAAACCCACCACAACCCUGGUGUUGCCAGCAUUAUACUCCAACUAACCGAGCCAUUCUACCCUUGUCAGCACAAGUUGGCCAUUUGCCUUAAAGAAAACCUUGAUAAAGCUUUACCACUGUUCUUAUUGGGCCGGUGGGCUCUGUGACAUGUCACAUAAACAACAGUGCACCGUAUGGUAUGGCAUAACACACACAUCACCUGUAUUAUCGUAUCAGUUUCCUGCACAUGUAGAGAGACGUGCUUUUAGAGAAUAGACCUGUAUUUCAAUAUACUGAGGGGUAUGUACUUGCUUUUGUGGCCUAAUGCAGCGUUAUGUCAUUAUAUGGAGUAUAGGCCUACUUGCAAAGUGCAGAGGGUUUCAAAAAGAAAAUGGUAAAGAUGAACAUGUUUUCACACACAUCACAGGCUGGGAGCAGCGCAGGGGCUGCUGCCGAGCAGCGCCCCUGGAGCACAACAGGUAGUGCCUUGCUCAAGGGCAGAACGGCGGUAGGUUGUAUACGGGAUAUUGAAGCCGGUAACCUUCGGCUGCCGGCUCACUCCUUGCAGAUUUCCUCGCUGGCAGCUCGGGGGUUCGAAUCCUCCGGUUACCGGCCUGCCCUUUAACCUCGAGGCUGCUACCUCCCCCUAAUUUGAGAAUGCCUACAUUUCUCCAGCCCCAUCCUUCAACUGUCGGAAUGACUACUUUUUUUGGGGGGGGGAUCCUUUAAUGUUGCCUCACGUCUCCCUGUUCAGAUCUCCAGGAUGUUGGUGGUAAACCCAGAUCAGCGUUACACAGCCCAAGACUGCCUGAACCACCCCUUCUUCCAGCAGUAUGUGGUGGCUGAAGUACGACACUUCACCCCCAAGAGGAGGUUCAAGGUAAGAGCAGCAACACUAUACAAAGAUUCCCAUGUGAUGUCACCAUGGUUGGGGAUCUAUGUUUAUGAGUUCAGAAAUCCUCAUGGAAAAUGAGUUUUCUGAAUGUCAAUAUCGAAACUGACUGGGAUCGAUGGCAAUAUGAUACUGUAAUAGUCAUAGGUAAUAAAAUAAAAUAAAUCAUAAGUCUACUGAUGUACAUAGAACCAACAAAUUAUUUCCCUCAUCCUCAUGUCACCAGGUCGUCUGCAUGACAGUGCUGGCUGUGAUGCGCAUCUACUGUAAUUACCGCCGCGCCAAGCCUAUCACCAAGGAGGUGAUCAAGAGCGACCCGUACGCCAUCAAGCCCAUCCGCAAGCUAAUCGACGCCUGUGCCUUCAAGAUCUACGGCCACUGGGUCAAGAAGGGCCAGACCCAGAACAGAGCCGCCCUGUUUGAGAACACUCCCAAGGCCAUCCUGCUGUCCAUGGCGGCAGAGCCCGAGGACUCCUCCAUGCACUCC
Messenger RNA from Coregonus sp. 'balchen', 11545 nucleotides. The record is from the annotation of a GenBank genome assembly. NCBI's taxonomy places the organism in Eukaryota, Metazoa, Chordata, Actinopteri, Salmoniformes, Salmonidae.